CGGUGGCGGCCACCGUCGCCAUGGGCAGCCUGACCCUGCAGGGCCUGAGGGAGCUGAUGAAGGCCAUCCUGGACACCCCUGGGUUUGACCGGGUGCUCGACAAGAUGACGGUCCUCUCGGCGAGCCCCGGGCAGGUGACGUGCCAGCUGAAGGUCGGGGAAGAGCACACGAACCGGGGCGGCACCCUGCACGGGGGGCUCACGGCCACGCUGGUGGACGUCGUGUCCACGGCCGCCCUGCUGCACACCGAAAGGGGAAGGCCGGGCGUCAGCGUCGACAUGAACAUCACGUACGUGUCCCCCGCGUACAUCGGCGAGGAGAUCCUGAUCACCGCUCACAUUCUGAAGCAAGGGAAAACCUUGGCCUUCGCCACCGUGGACAUGACCAACAAGACCACGGGCAAGCUGGUGGCCCAGGGCCGGCACACGAAGCACCUGGGAGCCUGAGGCCGUGGCGGCAGGGCCUUCUGAGGGCCCGGAAAAAAAAAAAAAAGAGAUAGCCACUUGGGAGAAGUGUGCAGAAACCGCUGCCCGCGAGGGUCCGUUGGUUGCAUCGUCCCAUCCGGGCAAAUAAAAUCUCUGGGCCCACUUCAGGUGUGGUACACCGCCGUCGGUUUUCCGGCCCCUUUCCCUGCCCGGUCACUCGGUAAUGUUGUUCGGUCCUUUAGGGUGCCCGUGUUCCCACCCACACACCCCACUCCGUCGUCUGUCACACAAACACUCCCUGCCAACCCCCGGGAAGCCUCAUCCCCACUUGGUUCGGGCAGCCUGGGUGAGGGAAGGCGGCACCGGACCCCCGCCCCAGUUGGCAACCUCCUUCUGAUGCCCAGCUCUUCAUUUUCCCUCCCCCACUUUCCGUACCAAGCCCUUAUUCUACGCCCAACAUCGUCUCAAACGUUUGGGUUUACUCUCCCCGGGCCCUGUGAAGUCUAACGCGCAGCCACUUAACUUUCACCUAAUUUUAUUUAAAGUUUCCAUGGUUUCCAAUUCCAACCAAAAGCUAAAUACAAAUUUGAAACAGGUAAGCACUAGGUUUUACCCAGAGGGAGCGGGGUUAUACAGGAUUACUCCAAUAAAAUACUCAAGCCUUGAGCGAAGCCUCCUUCCAAAACUA
Molecule: messenger RNA, 1113 nt
Organism: Tachyglossus aculeatus (Australian echidna)
Lineage: Eukaryota; Metazoa; Chordata; Mammalia; Monotremata; Tachyglossidae
Gene: ACOT13
Product: acyl-CoA thioesterase 13
Exons: 3
Coding region: 21-446 (141 amino acids)
Molecular function (GO): fatty acyl-CoA hydrolase activity
Source: RefSeq, a predicted model, not a curated record